AUGAACGUUGAACUUCUUUUUCAAAAUUUAUUAUCUUCAAACAACGAAAUACGUUCAAAUGCUGAAAAAUUAUAUAACUCAUUACUUUCUCAACCAACUACAUUAAUCUCUACUCACAUUCAAGCACUUAAUUCUAACGAUCCUAAUAUUCGUUUAUUAUCUGCAAAUUUAUUAUCUCGUAAUUUUUACAAAGCACAACCCUCAUUAUAUCAUUAUUUAACUGAUGAACAAAAACAACAAUUCAAAUUAUUUUUAAUUCAUCUCCUUCAAAGUGAUUCUCCUCCAGCACUUCUUCGUGCUUAUUCAUCAUUACUUUAUGAUACUUUUACUGUUUCUCCUUCAUUUCCAGAACUUCUCCCUGCAUUAAAGUCAAUGUUUACAUUUCCAUCUCCACAACACCGAUCAAUAGCAUUGUCUACAGUUGCAUUAUUAAUCAUAUUUUCAGAGCCAAGUGUUGAUUUCAUUCGUGAAUCUCUUAACUCUGCAAUAAAAUUGUUAAAUGAUGUUGGUAUUGUUGUUGUUUCUUCAUUACAAUUAUAUAAAUCAGUCAUUGAAGUUUGUGAAGAAGAAGGAAAAGAAUUUACUGAAGAAGUUGUAUCACAUUAUCCUCAAUUCUUAGAAGCUGCAAUUCAUGUAUUGGAAACAGAUAGGUUAAAUGCACAAAGUUGUAUAGAAGUUAUAAGUGAAAUGAAUGAAACAUCAGCAUUAUUUAAUAAUUAUUUAAAACAAACAUGUACAUUCGCUUUAUUAGGUGUAAAAUUAUUAGGAAGUGAUGCUAUUCCUUCAAUGGAAUGUCUUGCUGUUUUAUGUGAAACUUAUAGAACAUUGGGUGAUGCUUUAUUACCUACAAUGAAGUAUUUAUAUCAAUGGCUUUGUACAAUUCAAGAUAAUCCUGAAUGGUAUCAAUUUAAAGAAGAAGAAAAAGAUAGUUUAUGUUCUGCUGCAGAAGAAUUUAUGUUUAGAUUUAGUUUUUUUAAACCAACAAAAGAAGUAUUAAGUUUAGCCCCUUCAAAUCCAACAUGGCAACAAGCUAGAUCAUUUAUUUUUAUGGUUUCACAAAUCGUUUCAAUAGAUACUUCUUCAUUAUAUGCAUCUAUCCCUCAAAUAUAUCAAUCAUUUUUAUCAAUUAUUUCUCUUCAUCCAAGAGUUACUUAUGAAGUCUUGGUAUUUGCCAAUAGAGUUCUUAAAUCAUAUCCCUCACUUAGAAGUACUUUUGAACCUAUUGUAUGUCAAUUAAUAGCAACAAACAUUAAUUCUCCAAUUCCAAAAAUUCAAGCAAGAACGUGUGACUUCUUAUCCUUUUUUAUUGACUCUGCAUCAACAGCUCUAAUGAAAGAAAAGAUGGAAUCAAUUAUUUCAAUGUUACAACCAUUAUUACAGUCAAGUGAGUUACAUGUCCUUUCAUCUGCAAUUUGUGCAAUAUCUUUUCUUGUUACUAGAGUCCAAAAAUUAUUUACACGUUAUGCAUCUUCAUUUUUAAAUGGUUACUUCCAAUUAUUAAAUAAAAUACCAACAACUUAUGAAUACUUUGAACUUCGUGGAAGAAUUAUUGAGUCUAUUAGUAUUAUUGGAUUUUAUCUUAAUAGUUCAGAACUUACUUUGUUUGCUCAAAAAUUAACAGAACAAUUAUAUGUGUGUCUUUCUUUACCAAAUAUAAAAGUAGAUGACCCAUUACUCGGAUAUAUAGAAACAAUUAUUAUAAGAAUGCUUCCCUUGUUAAAAGAAUAUUUCUAUCCAUUUAUUACUAAAUUUCUUCCUUUUUUACUCCAACGAUGUAAAAUACAAAUUCCAAUUAAAAAUGCAAGUGGAUUAUCUGAAGAGAAGAAAAGUGCUAUGGGAUGUUUAUCUGUAUUGAUUUCUGAAGCACAUAAAUUGUUACUACCAGUAAUGAAUCAUGUUAUUGAAAUUAUUGUAACAGAAUCAAGGUCAAUUAACAUUAGUAUUGCUUCUAUUGCUAUUAAUGCUGCUGGUUCAUUAUUUAUUAUAUUAUAUCAAGACCAAAGAAGUCCAGAAAUAGAACUUACUUUACAAAGACUAGUUGCUGUAUUAGAUUCAGGAUGUCAUUCAUUUGAUUCAGAGUUAUGUUCUGCAGGAAUAGGAACAUUAGAAAGAAUUAUAUCUCAUGACAUUCCAUUAGAUAGUAAUAUUGUUAUGUCAAAUAUUGCAGCUGCUUUGAAACAUCUAGAACAAUUUAGAGAAGUUGGCAAAGUAACAGAAACAUUAUUGUCUGCUUUAUCUACAUCAAUUGUUUUGGGUUCGAUGAGUAAUGCAUAUGCUAAUUAUAUUCAUCCAGUUAUUUUGGAGAAGUUAAAAGGGUCUUCUUCUUCACGAGUUGUUUCAAUGAGAGUAUUAAAAAUUGCUAUUAGGGAUUGCGGAUUAAAAACUCCAGGAAUUAUUGAAGGGUUAAAUGAUUCUUGUAUUGCUGUAAGAGAUGCAGCAAUAAGUGCAUUAGUUGCUUCUUUUGAACGUGGGUUUGAGAAUAUUGAAGAAGUAUUAAAUAGGUUAUGGAAAAUGGUAAAAGAAGAAACGAAUGAAUAUGUCCAAUCUAAAGCGGUCAGGAAAUUAGGAAGAAUUAUUUUAGAUCUUAAACUUCCUGAACAAGCUAAAGAAUGGCUAAAAUAUUUACCUAUUAAAAAUAAAAAUGAAAAACUCUGUAAUGAGUUAUGUUUAAUGUAUAUUAAUGGUUUAAUUAAUUUAGAACAAAACCACAUUCCUAAUCUUCUUAUUAUUCUUGCUGAUAAUUUCUUAUAUCGUUCUCAUACAAAAGAAAAUCUUAUUAUAAUGAAACAAGUAUUAACAGUCGUUUCAGAAAAGUACGAUACUUUAACAAAACAAUGUAUUCAAAAUAUGAGUCUCGAAAGAAAAGAUGCUCUUAAUGAAAUUAUAUCAAGUUAA
Entamoeba nuttalli P19 is the source of this 2895-nucleotide messenger RNA. Its product is annotated as importin beta-3 family protein. NCBI's taxonomy places the organism in Eukaryota, Evosea, Mastigamoebida, Endamoebidae. The transcript has a single exon. The record is from RefSeq and is a predicted model, not a curated record. Bases 1 to 2895 code for a protein of 964 amino acids.